ACCUCCAAUUCGAACCAACGAAGGAGAAAAGCCAAGGGAAACAAGACGAAGAAUCCUCCAAAUCGCGGGCGAUCCCUCCCAAGCUCCUAGCUCCCUUCGUCCUCUUCCUCCCUUGCCUAUAUACGGAGAGGACGGAUUCGUGGUGGUGCCGCGACCGAGGAGCAGAACCAGAGCAGGAGUCAGGCAGAGAAGAGGUGGUGCUGUUUCGGAAUCUGGCGAUGGAGUGGCUAGACGAGUACGAGAAGCUGGUGAUCAGAAUGGACACCCCCAAGGUGGUCAUCGACAAUGCCGUCUGCCCCACGGCCACGCUGGUCCAGGUUGAUAGCGCGAGGAAGAGGGGCGUCUUGCUCGAGGCGGUGCAGGUGCUCGCUGACCUCGACCUGUCCGUCAAGAAGGCCUAUAUCUCGUCGGACGGCAGGUGGUUCAUGGACGUUUUCCAUGUCACCGACCGCCUCGGCCGCAAACUCACCGACGACAGCGUCAUCUCCUACAUCCAGCAGUCUCUUGGGACCUGGACUGAGCCGUCGCAACCGGCGGCGCUCGAGGGCCUGACGGUGCUGGAGCUCACGGGCGCCGACCGCACGGGGCUCAUCUCGGAGGUGUUCGCCGUGCUCGCAGACAUGGGCUGCAGCGUCGUGGACGCCAGGGCCUGGUCGCACCGCGGCCGCCUGGCCUGCCUCGUGUACCUGCGCGACGAGGACGCCGACGCAGUCCGGGUGGCGGGCAUCGAGUCCCGGCUCGCGCCCCUGCUGCGCGGAGACUCCGGCGCCAGCGGCGUGGUCGCCGUUCCCGCCUGCGGCGUUGCGCACGCCGACCGGCGCCUCCACCAGCUGAUGUACGCGGCCAGAGACCAGGACCGCGCGUUCCCCACCCCGUCCGUGUCCGUCGAGAGCUGGGCGGAGCGCGGGUAUUCGGUGGUCACCGUGCAGUGCCCAGAUCGGCCCAAGCUGCUCUACGACGUCGUCUGCACGCUCACCGACAUGGACUACCUCGUCUUCCAUGGCACCAUCGACACAAACUUUGGCGAGGCGCGCCAGGAGUUCUACAUUCGCCAUGCCGACGGGAGCCCCAUCUGCUCCGAGGCCGAGAUGCAGAGAGUGAGCCAAUGCCUACAAGUCGCCAUAGAACGGAGAUCGUUCGAGGGAGUGAGGAUGGAGCUGCGCACGCCAGACCGGCCGGGCUUGCUCUCAGACGUCACAAGGACAUUCCGGGAGAAUGGAUUGCUCGUCGCGCAGGCCGAGGUGUCGACCAAGGGCGACAUGGCCAGCAAUGUGUUCUACUUGACCGGCAGUGCCGGCCAGGCAGUCCACCAAAGCGCCAUUGAAGCUGUGAAGGAGAGGGUUGGCGUUGACUCCCUUGUCGUCGAGGAGCACCGGCCUCAGCUCUACCACAAGACCCAGCCAGACGACCAGGAUGGCGGCGGCAUUGGUCUGGUCCACCUUGGCAACUUCGUGAAGAGGAAUCUGUACCACCUGGGGCUAAUCAAAUCUUGGUGAUGUCCUCAUAAAGCAGAAACCGAACAUCACUCCACACUACUUGCUGCUCCUUCCUUUGUACAUUGAAGACUCUGGGGGAGAGGGACAAGAAGUUGCGACACAGAUUCAGCUCAUCCAGAUCAAGAAAAGGAGUUGCCAGCAUCACGAUAAAGUAGAAGAUCAAGGAAAGCCUGGGCAGGAUCACGAUCUGAAAGGAACAAGAUGAUGGAAUCUAGCAGUAGAUAACUGAAGCCAUGUACAUAGGCCAUUCCGUUAGAUGAUACUAUUACUUAGUAGUUAUUAAUACUAGUGUUAGUGUGUAGUGAGUGUACUAACGACUGAUUUAUUCUCUGUACCUUCCUGUUGUUGCCUCCAUCUUUGGCUAAAAAUUAAUUA
Molecule: messenger RNA, 1871 nt
Organism: Lolium perenne
Lineage: Eukaryota; Viridiplantae; Streptophyta; Magnoliopsida; Poales; Poaceae
Product: ACT domain-containing protein ACR8
Source: RefSeq, a predicted model, not a curated record